This is a messenger RNA of Drosophila obscura, 1333 nucleotides long. RefSeq names its product zinc finger protein 420. Gene Ontology annotation, cellular component: nucleus. The transcript is spliced from 4 exons. Gene Ontology annotation, molecular function: DNA-binding transcription factor activity, RNA polymerase II-specific; RNA polymerase II cis-regulatory region sequence-specific DNA binding; zinc ion binding. NCBI's taxonomy places the organism in Eukaryota, Metazoa, Arthropoda, Insecta, Diptera, Drosophilidae. Bases 79 to 1161 code for a protein of 360 amino acids. The record is from RefSeq and is a predicted model, not a curated record. Gene Ontology annotation, biological process: regulation of transcription by RNA polymerase II.
CGGGCAACAGUGACAACCCUGACUGGCCUAUCUUUAACAAAUGAAUUUAAAUAAUUGAAUCAAUUAAUUGGACACAUUAUGAAUCAGUUCUGCCGCACAUGCGGCAAAACGAUUGUUGCAAAAAACAGCCUCCCGAUCUUCUCGCCUGAGGGUCGCCAGCUGCUGCACUGUGUACGAACCAUAGCCAGCAAUUGCUGGCUACAGAAUAUCCCUGAAUUCCCGAGCCAUAUGUGCACAGACUGCCAGAAGCUGCUCAAAAAAGUGUGUCGCUUCCGCAGGCGGUGUGCGAAAAUUGAAAAAUACCUCAACAAACGAAAGAACAAAUUGACGCUGGGCGAAGGUCCGGCUUCGUUGUCGCUACAACUACCCGCUCAGCAAGCGGCAGCCGCAGAUCCCUUGGGCAUAGACGCCAACGACAUUAAAGAGGAGGAUGAGCAGAAGGACAAUGAAGCCGAAAAGUAUCUGGAAAGCAGCUAUGAAGACGACCAGGACCAGGCCGACGAGUACUUACCGCUUCAAGCAGACUAUGGAGAAUUGAAGACUGAGGCAGUCCAAACGACUGCCAAAGACGACCCGGAAAGUACAGAGUCGCACAAACCAAAAGGCAAAAUCAAGACCAAUAAGCAAACAAUGCGCAUGGGUCGAAAACUCAUACACGUCAAGGUGAUUGAUGACGACAAUCCCAAACGAAUUGUGGAUCGUGAUAGCCAAAUCGCCAAGCCGUGUAUCUGUGAGCACUGUGGCCGCCAGUUUCGGGACACCAGCAAUCUGAAUGUUCACCUGUUGCGGCACACAGGCACCAAGCCGUUCGAGUGCGAGAUAUGCCAUCAAAAGUGCUACACACUGCAUCUGCUGCGACGCCAUCAGCUGAAGCAUACAGAGGGGCCCUAUGCCUGCACCUUUUGCGGACUGAAGUACAGCACAAACAGCUCUCGUGUCCGACACGAACGCGAGGCAUGCAAGAAAGGACGAGCACCGCAAUCCAAAUGGGAGAUUAUCAAGAAGGGCGAACGUACUUUCCACUGCGAAGUCUGUGAUCUUUGGUUCUUGAGGGCCGGCAACUUUACCCAACACAUUAAAUCCGCAAGUCACAUUGAAAACGAACGCCGAAAGAAGCGAAAAUGCAAAUCGGCACCGGAACAGUCAAGCAUAAAUACAUGAAAAACAAUAUAACAUGGGGAAGAACAGUGUUAUUUUAUUCAAUAUCAACGGUUACACUCUCAUGAACCUUUCUCAAAUUCUCCUGAUGCAUUUUCGUGUUCUCAUGGGUCUUUAAGUUUGUUUUAUACCGGAAAUGAACGUUACAAAGUUCACAGCUGCAACGAAAAGUAGA